AUGGACAGUGGGAUAAUUCGGCGAUACAUAAACGAUUUCAAAUUAAGCAAAUGGAUGAAGGAACGAAUUCCUAUUCUCGACUGGCUGCCGAAAUAUGACACCAAAAUAGAUGGACCAUGCGACCUGAUCGCUGGCAUAACAGUAGGAAUUAUGCAUAUCCCACAAGGUCUCGGAUACGCUCUUAUGGCUAACGUUCCUCCGGUUGUGGGCAUGUACAUGGCAUUCUUCCCGCAACUGGCUUAUACCCCCCUCGGCACCUCCCGGCACAACUCUAUGGGAACUUUUGCUGUGAUUACCCUGCUCGUGGGUAAGUCUGUGGUCGUUUACGCCAUGAAUGAGGAUUACCAGCACGACGUCACAAGAGAAAUAAAUGGGACAAUGAUAACGCAAAGGGAAAUGUACACUGAGCUGGAAGUCGGCACUACGGUCACCUUUUUUAGCGGUCUUUGGCAGAUGUUGCUCUUUGCGUUAAAUCUUGGCGCGGUGAGCAACCUUCUAUCCGAUGCGUUCGUGAGCAGCUUCAUCGCCGGCGCCGGCAUACACAUUUUCACGUCGCAAAUUAAGGAGAUCGUAGGGGUAAAAAUUCACCAUUAUAUCGGACCCUACAACUUGCCUAAAGUAUGGAGAGACUUAUUCAAAGAGGUAUGGAACGCAUCACCUGAGCAGUGGACGACCAUCGGAAUAGCGCUCGGCAUCUCGGCUGUUUGCUUUGGCUUGCUCAUCCUCACCGUUAUUGUGAUAAGACCCUGGCUAUUGAAAUACACCAGAGUGCCGUUUCCAGCGGAGUUAAUCCUGGUAGUGUCUGGAGUGUUUGUUGCGACAGGAUUGGAUUUAAAAGAGAAGUACGGCACUAUCGACAUCGGCACCAUUCCCACUGGCCUGCCCGCACCGCAGCUGCCGUUUUACGAGCUCGGUAAGGUGCUCAUGCUGGACAGCUUCGUGACGGCCUUUGUUUCCUACUCAAUCACCAUGUCCAUGGGCAUCAUCCUGGCCCAAGGGCGGAACUAUGUCAUUGAUCCUAACCAGGAACUCCUCGCUUUGGGGGUGGGCAACUUAUUCAGUUGCCACUUUUCCUGCAUCGCCUAUGGUUCCUCCCUGAGCAGAAGUAUGGUACUGAACGACGUCGGCGGAGCGACACAGCUCACUGGUUUGACUGCGGCCGGCCUCAUGGUCAUCGUCCUUCUGUACAUCGCUGAUUUCUUUGAACCACUCCCAAGAGCUGUGUUGGCGUGCAUCAUCACAGUAGCCCUGCGAGAGAUCUUUGAGCAGGUGGCCGACUUCCCUGGUUUCUGGCGCCGCAAAAAACUCGACGGAAUAAUCUGGAUCGCCGUGUUCCUCAUUGUGGUUAUCGUCGACGUGGACAUCGGUCUCGGCAUUGGAUUCAUUCUCUCGGCAGCCAUGAUCUUCAGAGAGGGAAUCAAGGGGACCAUGUGUGUGCUGGGAAACGUGCCCAACACGGACAUUUACCUCGACAUUGAUAACUACAAGAAGGCUUGUGAAGUUGAAGGAUUCAAAAUAAUUUCGUACCGAGGGGGCUUGGUUUUCGCCACCAGAGACAACUUCAAGAAGGACCUGAUCAAAUAUUCUGAGCUCGACCCUAUUAGGGAGGCCAAGCGCCUUAGAAAACUUGCCAAAAGACAGGCGGUAUGUUUUUAA
This is a messenger RNA of Cloeon dipterum, 1656 nucleotides long. RefSeq names its product prestin-like. Gene Ontology annotation, biological process: transmembrane transport. The transcript is spliced from 11 exons. The record is from RefSeq and is a predicted model, not a curated record. Gene Ontology annotation, cellular component: plasma membrane. Bases 1 to 1656 code for a protein of 551 amino acids. Gene Ontology annotation, molecular function: chloride transmembrane transporter activity; sulfate transmembrane transporter activity; bicarbonate transmembrane transporter activity. NCBI's taxonomy places the organism in Eukaryota, Metazoa, Arthropoda, Insecta, Ephemeroptera, Baetidae.